AUGGGGCUCUGCGGAUCUAAAGAGGAUGCAGAAAACAUGCCUCAAAAGACUGAGAGUCCAGUUUCAAAUAAGGCAAAUACAAAUACACAAUCGACAUCAACAUUAUCACUGAACCAAAAGCAAAGCAAACAGAAUAAAGGUAAGACACAGACAACAAAAAGUACAAAAAGUUCGGCACAAGACUCUAAGCCGGAGUAUAAAAUGCUAUUGCUAGGUUCGGGAGAAUCUGGUAAAUCCACAAUAUUAAAGCAGAUCAAGAUUAUUCACCAGAAUGGUUUCAGCAAAAGAGAGCUGUAUGAUUACAAGCCUUUUGUAUUUAAGAAUAUCUGUGAGUGUGCUGAGGCGAUCAUAAAAGCACUACGAAAGUUCAAUCUAGAUGAUGACCUUCAAACAAUGACGAAUGAUGAUCUUGACAAGAUUCUUGAGUAUGAGGUUCCCAUGGAUGAGGAUAGUAAAACGAUGACAUUUGCGCUAGGGGAUAAGAUGAAGAUAUUAAUCAAGGAGCCGAUGGUGGUAAAACUAUUGGAAGAACAUAGAGGAGAGUUUUAUCUUAUGGAUUCCUUCAAAUAUUUCUUUGACAACAUUGACCGAAUAACAGCCGACGGCUAUGUGCCAAAUGUUACUGAUGUCAUCAGAACAAGGAAGCAAACCUCGGGUAUAUAUGAUACAAGAUUCCAACUUGAAGAUAUAAGAAUUCAUUUGUUCGAUGUGGGCGGACAAAGAUCCGAAAGAAAAAAAUGGAUUCACUGUUUUGAUAAUGUAACGGCAGUAAUGUUUUGUGUCGCUUUAUCUGAAUACGAUCAAGUGCUUUUGGAAUCACCGACGCAAAAUAGGCUCGUGGAAUCACUCAAUUUAUUCGAAUCUGUGGUCAACUCAAUGUGGUUUAGGAGAACUUCGAUCAUAUUAUGUCUCAACAAGAUUGAUGUGUUUAUCGACAAACUUGGUAGGUCCCCACUAGAGAACUAUUUCCCGGAUUAUGUUGGAGGCAAUGAUGUCAAUAAGGCAGUGAAAUAUAUCCUCUGGCGAUUCAAACAACUUAACAGAGCUAACCUCAAUCUGGUCCCUUAUGUCACACAGGCUACUGAUACAAACAAUAUUAAGCUUGCAUUUGCCGUGGUUAAGGAGACAAUUCUUCAUAACGCUUUGAUGGACAGCGGAAUAUUGAAGGCAUGA
Brettanomyces bruxellensis is the source of this 1173-nucleotide messenger RNA. It is a transcript of the gene GPA2, whose product is annotated as Guanine nucleotide-binding protein alpha-2 subunit. The coding region runs from base 1 to 1173 and encodes 390 amino acids. The transcript has a single exon. NCBI's taxonomy places the organism in Eukaryota, Fungi, Ascomycota, Pichiomycetes, Pichiales, Pichiaceae. The record is from RefSeq and is a predicted model, not a curated record. Gene Ontology annotation, molecular function: G-protein beta/gamma-subunit complex binding; GTP binding; G protein-coupled receptor binding. Gene Ontology annotation, cellular component: heterotrimeric G-protein complex. Gene Ontology annotation, biological process: adenylate cyclase-activating G protein-coupled receptor signaling pathway.